GAUAAGUUAUUACAUUGAUAAUAAAAGAAUAUACGUUAACGGACAAUGUACUGUACUAAAUCAUACAAUGACCAUGAUUUGUCAUCAGAGAUUAAGUAAAUAUGCCAAAUUUAAAUACUAGCUUCUCUGAAAACAGUGCUACAGCCUGUAUUAAUAAUAUGUUCUCCAAUGACAUUUCCAUUCUGGGUAGGAACCUUUGUUUGUGUUUUCAGUGGUAUUUAAAAGAUGGAGAUAACUUAGAGCCCAGAAGGAUUUCAAUUUGCAAACAUGACAUAAACUGCAAACGUAUUAGCUGAUCAACUCCCAUUUUAGAACUUGUUGCUACAGGUCGUUGUUAAAGACAAAUAAUUGAGCUUGUCUAAAAAUAUGUAUAAAUGUAUGCAUGUACAAAUAUAACGUUCUUUGCUGGUCUUGCACAGAUGUUCAUUCAUACCCUCAAAAUGCCAACCCACGUAAGCUGUGGGUUGGGGGCGGUUGGAGUCAACUUUCUCCAAUUUUUUAAACGCAGGGUGUCAAUGUUACAUAUUGUACACUUACAUAAAUCGGUAAAGCCCUGCCUAACAAAACAUUAAUUAGAACCAUAAUACUUACACAGUGGUCUUGGUAUUGAGGUAGUUUGCUGGGAAAGAACUGGAGGAUUUUAACAACGAUAGGAACAAUGCCUUGGCCUUGUUUAAGCAUCCACAUAAUUACCUAGAAUGAGAAGUAAAUUAAAUAUAGAACAAUAAAAGUUAUGUAUAACAGUAAUACCAUUCUUACACACCAAUCUGAUCAGGUAACCAACCUGAAUUACAUGUCCCAAACACAAAAUAUUUGCCUCUUAGUGCGGUACAUCUGAACACAACAUAACAUAAAAACCACAUACAAACACACAACAUACCAAUGUCUUCAGUCCAAACAUGAUCUUCAUGUGUUUGAUGGCGACCACAAGUGUGGGUAGAAGUCUGUACGAUGCCUCCAAAAAGGAGAUCACCCUUUCAUAACGUCCGACGUCCCUGUUCUUUAUGAUGGAGUAUGCCUGGGCUGUAGCUACUCGUAGCCUCCAUGGUUCUUUUAGGGAAUAAUAUUGCUGUUUGGCUUCCAUCCAUAAAGAAGUGUCCACAACUUUACAAGAAAAAAAAAAUACCAACAAAUGCAAUCUGUCAUUAGUUGUUGAUCGGUUCAUUGGUAGCAAACAUAACCAUACAAAACUGCUGUGACGUUUGUUUUAAGUUGGAUAUUCAUUCACUCAAGAUCCGAUUUUACUGCUUCGAUUAUACUAUUUUUAAUAGUUAUUCAGCACUCAAAUCCAAUAAAAAGAGGUGUGUCCUACUUGUUUGGCGGAGGUAUAGGUAUAUAUGUAUUUGGUAUUGAUUUGGAGCACACUGGAUGAAAUGGAGCGAUUGACUAUCUUUUACACUUCAACUAUCAAAAUAAGUGCUACAUGAGACCAAUUUAGUAAAAAAUCAUGUUAAAUUUCACUAAUAAGAGCGAGUAAGCACGAAUGUAUUACAAAUACAAUUGGUUUUGUGUCAUUCAUAAGUGACUUAUUGAUGGUUACUACUAUUAAGUUCCCUGUUGAGGGUAUAAAACCCCGUUGUAGCUGGAAAGUGUUGCCGAAUGCAAAUCCAAACGUACAAAGUCAACGCUACAAAUAUAUAAAAUGUGUAAACAAGGGCAAACCUUCUUGUAAAUCCUUCAUCUUGUGAGUCCAGGCAUACUCUAGUAUCAUCUCCUGCAGGUUUGGAGAAGUCAUGUUUUCAUCAUCCAUUCUUCUCUUCCAUGCACGAAACACAAACUAAACCAGAUCUGCUUGAGGAGGAGGGAAGGCUAUGUGUUUGCAUUCACCAUUAGGGCUUUUAAAGAUUCAUGAAUUUUAGUAGUUUCGCCCAUCACUACAUACAUACAUGGCCAUUUGCCCGGACAUGUACCGGGGCAAGAUUUGAACAUGUUAUUGAACAACCCUUGUUCGGUGUUGAUCAUUUCCGGUUACAGUCGAAAACGUUGCAAAAUACUUCGGUGUCAACACAGCCUCGUAUCAAAAUAAAAGUCCCCGAUGUACUGCAGAAUUUCGUUCAACGGAGUACAAAUGUCUAGAUAUCUGUAGUAUGUUGCGGUAUUCCUUGAACACGAACCUGGAAUCCAUUAUAUAACAUUUGGGUCGGAAUUCUCCGUUUCGCUUAUCGUGACAGCGCCAAUAAUGUUAUAAGGAAACGGAAGUGUACUUAGCUAUAACCUUGCUCAGUACCUUGAUUGGAGUCGGACGGGAACGCGUGUUGUUCAGAAUGAGAUUAUACCACUGGUAUUAUGCCGAAAUCUAAUCCUUUUUACAUUUCUUAAAAAAACUUUUCUUAGCGCCGGGAUCGCCGUGUCAUAACUUGUAUUUAUUAGCUACCUCGAAUAGGACUGAGCCAUGAAUAGGACAAUAAUAAGCCGGGUGCUAAGACUUUCCAACAGAACUUUAGGACUGUCUAAUUCAAAGCCUUCCCUCCUCACAGGAGGUGCCACUGCCACAUCCUCCGGCUAUCAAUUAACCCCCCUCUUCUUCCCGCUAGCCUCUAAAUGUUGUUAUUCCUCCAACGUCAGGGUGCGUUCAUAUCUCCAGUAUAUUAAACGCAAGAUCCAGCCACCUUCCUGUCCUCCCUACAAUCACGUUUGCCAGGUUGGGGACCCCGUACUGCGUUCCCAAGCUGCGGAUGUAGACCCAGCAACUAUUUCUAGCCCCGAGGUACAAGGGGUCAUCAAAACUAUGGUAAAAGUGAUGCGAAGGCUGGAAUGUGUUGGACUGAGUGCGCCUCAGGUUGGGGUGCCUUUACGCAUCGUGGCGCUGGAGUACCCCGUGAAGAUGAUGGAAGAGAGCUCACCUGCGUCCAGGGAGGCGCGGGGUCUCUCUGUCCAGCCCCUGAGGAUCUUCGUCAACCCAACUCUGCGUGUGUUGGACGGACGGACGGUUCUCUUCCAGGAGGCCUGCGAGAGCAUCUCGGGGUUCUCUGCCACGGUACCCCGCUACUUGUCUGUGGAAGUGUCAGGUCUGAACGAGAAUGCUGAACCUGUCAGUUGGCAGGUGAGUGGCUGGCCGGCCCGAAUCAUCCAGCACGAGAUGGAUCACCUGGACGGCCUGCUUUACCUUGACCGCAUGGAUAGCAAGACCUUUAUCAACAUCAAGUGGCAGACGCACAACGAGUAGCACGAGAACAUGGGCUGACUGCUCUAUCCUUUAUUCUCCAAAUAAACACACAAAGAACGUAUCUGAUAAGAUCUGCUAAGCUAGGGACUGGGACCUAAACAAGGAUCCCCAAGCUGUACCUAAGAUCUAGUUAUUGACAUUUUAUGUAUGUGAAACGAUCUGUCCAAAUUUCUUCAUAAAUUAAGUCAACUUUUUUCAGUCAUGACAAAAAAAAUGAAAUCAGAUUAAGCACUAUGUGACCAUGUCCUGCCCAGGCAUAGUAUGGUGGUAUCAUACAUGGGACUGUAGUGAACAAAAAAAAAAGCGUUUGAAACAUCAAAUGUGAUUUGACAUGUGUUUGGGCAAAUAGGCUGUGCGAUUCACCUGGUGUGGUUCGGAAGCCAUUGAAAAUACAAAUAAAUGACAACAAAAAGGUUUUUCCCUUUUAUCAUGUAUUUUAUUACUGUCAAGUUUGCUGUCAACUAAAAUGUUAAUUGAAACGAGCAGGAGACAAGAAUAAUUAAUGCAACAU
Messenger RNA from Gadus chalcogrammus (walleye pollock), 3677 nucleotides. It is a transcript of the gene pdf, whose product is annotated as peptide deformylase, mitochondrial. NCBI's taxonomy places the organism in Eukaryota, Metazoa, Chordata, Actinopteri, Gadiformes, Gadidae. The record is from RefSeq and is a predicted model, not a curated record. Gene Ontology annotation, biological process: N-terminal protein amino acid modification; peptidyl-methionine modification. Bases 2393 to 3166 code for a protein of 257 amino acids. The transcript has 2 exons. Gene Ontology annotation, molecular function: peptide deformylase activity. Gene Ontology annotation, cellular component: mitochondrion.